Grammomys surdaster is the source of this 2127-nucleotide messenger RNA. It is a transcript of the gene Rwdd2b, whose product is annotated as RWD domain containing 2B. The record is from RefSeq and is a predicted model, not a curated record. Bases 151 to 1023 code for a protein of 290 amino acids. The transcript is spliced from 5 exons. Lineage: Eukaryota; Metazoa; Chordata; Mammalia; Rodentia; Muridae. Gene Ontology annotation, molecular function: protein binding.
AAGCGCUAGCUGGCUUCCCGCAGGAAGGGUUCAAGGGUCGCGCCGGUCCCUUUCGUCUCUCUGGGAGUGAGACCCGAACUGCGAGCGCGUCCAGUCCCGGGGUGUCGGCAGUACGGGAGCCCCAGCUCUGGAUCUUACGGAUGUCUCAGCAUGGUUGAGAUGGAGCAGGCAGAGGCCCAGCUCUCCGAGUUGGACCUCCUGGCCAGUAUGUUCCCUGGUGAGAAUGAGCUGAUAGUGAAUGACCAACUGGCGUUAGCAGAGCUCAAAGAUUGUCUUGAGAAGAGGACAAUGGAGGGGCGAUCAUCGCAAGUAUACUUUACGAUCAAUGUGAGCCUGGACUUCUCUGAGGCAGCAAUGGUGACAUUUUCUUUGUCUUGCAUUCUUCCUUUUAAAUACCCUACAGUCCUGCCCGAAAUUACAGUGAGAUCAGUAUCGCUGAGUAGAUCCCAGCAGACUCAGCUGAACACAGAUCUGAUAGCAUACCUGCAGAAGAACUGUCUUGGAGAUGUCUGUAUACUGAAUGCCACAGAGUGGGUUAGAGAGCAUGCCUCUGACUAUGUCAGCAGAGAUGCUCUGUCCUCCCCUGCCAGGCAAAGCCCAGUCCAGCCAGUGGAUCUCACUUUCACGAGGCUCUGGAUCUACAGCCACCACAUCUACAACAAAUGCAAAAGACGAAACAUCCUAGAGUGGGCGAAGGAACUGUCCCUGUCUGGGUUUAGCAUGCCUGGGAAACCUGGCGUGGUGUGUGUGGAAGGCCCACAAAGUGCUUGUGAGGAAUUCUGGUCAAGACUCAGAAAACUAAACUGGAAGAGGAUUUUAAUUCGUCAUCGAGAAGACAUUCCUUUUGAUGGUACAGCCAAUGGAAUGGAAGAACAGCGGAAAUUUUCCAUUUUUGAAGAAAAGGCCUUCAAUGUCCAUGGAGCCAGAGGAAACCACAUGGACUUUGGUCAGCUGUAUCAGUUCUUAAAUGCCAGGGGAUGUGGGGAUGUUUUCCAGAUGUUCUUUGGUGUAGAAGGACAGUGACUGAGCAGAGGGGAUGUCAGACUUGUUGGCUCCCUGUUCCUCUGUUGAUCAAGCUGUUCUUCCUUGAAAUUCUAUUUCACCUCCAUUCUAGAAUGUUCUAGGGUUGGGGUCAUAAGAAAAAAAUUAAUAUAGCUGAAGUGUAUCAGUUAAAACAUGUCAUGUCUGGAAGAAGAACUGAUUUUCAACUUGUAAACUUUAAAUUACUGACAGAGAAGGGUGGAGAAAUGGCUCAGAGGCUAAGAGCAAACACUGCUAUCGCCAAGGACCUAAGUUCAGUUCCCAGCACCUGUGGCAGGGAAGCUCAUAACCACCUAUAAGUCUUUCCUUCAGGGCAUUGGAUGCACUCUGACCUCCAAGGGUGUGUGCAUGAACACAGACAGGGAAGUAUAUUCUGGAUAUUAGAUCCCUGGAGCUGGAGUUGCAGGAGGUUGUGAGGUGCCCAGUGUGGGUGCCAGGAACCAAAGUUGGGUCCUCUGCAAGAGCAAUGUACCCUUUUAACCACUGAGCCACCUCUACAGCUUGGAAAUUUCUUGAUGUGAGCUGGAUAUGAUGGUACAUGCUUGUAAUUCCAGGAUUUGGGAAGUCGAGGCAGGAGGAUUGGAAGUUCAAGGCCAGCUGGGCUACAUCAGGCUCUGUCUCACAAAACAAAAAUAAAAACAAAGUUAUUCAUGCAGAAAUUUUUGAAAGACAAAUUAUAUGUGAAGGUAAUUUUGGUGGUUCAACUUGUUAGGCAUUUCUAACACUCUUCUGCCUUUACUGAGAAACCUGGAAAAGCUUCCUUGUCACCUUCCUGGGUGCAGCUACAUUUGACUGUAGGUUACAGCUGCAGGAUUUCUGGGGAUGAAUUUGCUUCUCUUCUCCUUCUGCCACGGACACUGAAGUGAUGACAGGAGAAGGGAGUGAUGAGCCAAGAUAUCUCAGAGAUGCCAUUUUACAAGAAAUCUUGUCACAUGCAGACCCAAUGUUAAUCCUUGCCUAUCUCCUGACCUUUGAAAUAAACGAAAUGUAAAACUCUCUGUGCUUGUUAGCAGCAGUCAGUAGUCAGAAGUUUGAAACUACCCUGCCUUCUAAAGUACAAACAGAAUAAAGCCUUCCUUAUUGGUG